AAAAAAUCGUUGUAGUGUGUCUGCUGCGCCGCUUUUGUUAUAUGAUUUAAAAUUCAAUGUUUAAUGUUUAUUUUUAUUGUAGAAGCAGAAAAAACGAAGAAUGAAGAACAUUGGACAGACUAGACACAUAUUUUACAAUUUUUACAAUGUCGGAAAACCGCGUGCUUCUGAGGUCCUUACUAGUUACAUCGAACAAUGCAGUGAACCGCCUUGGACAUCUUAUUUUAUCAAAUAUUCAAGUAUUGUAGAUGACCAAUGGGGUAAAUCACAUUUUAAUUGGAAAGUUGGUGCCUCCAAUUAUCAUAUACUUAGAACUGGAUGUUUCCCAUAUAUUAAAUAUCAUUGUACCAAAAGAAGUCAUCAAAACCUUGAUAUUGACGAUAUCUUCUUUAGGGGCAUAAAAGUUCUUAAUUUAGGGUUACCUUGUCUUGCCUAUGGAUUAGCAGCGAUAUAUUUAAUUAAACAUACUGAAGUAGUUAAAACCAAUAAAGGUAAUAUUAAAAUUUAUUUUUUAUAUCCAGAAGAUAAAGGUUCGUUGUAUUAAAAAAUUACUUACCUUUAAUAGGAUACAUAUUUUAUGUAAAUCAUCGGAAACAAUGAAAAGUUAUCAAAGUUUUUUACACAAAAUAAUUCUAACAUUUAAUAAAACUUACGUUUUAG
Psylliodes chrysocephalus is the source of this 660-nucleotide messenger RNA. NCBI's taxonomy places the organism in Eukaryota, Metazoa, Arthropoda, Insecta, Coleoptera, Chrysomelidae. The record is from the annotation of a GenBank genome assembly.